Molecule: messenger RNA, 2837 nt
Organism: Pseudogymnoascus destructans
Lineage: Eukaryota; Fungi; Ascomycota; Leotiomycetes; Thelebolales; Thelebolaceae
Gene: KNS1
Product: dual specificity protein kinase kns1
Exons: 6
Coding region: 511-2607 (698 amino acids)
Biological process (GO): protein phosphorylation
Cellular component (GO): nucleus
Molecular function (GO): protein kinase activity; ATP binding
Source: RefSeq, a predicted model, not a curated record
UCCCCAAUAUCAAAAAACCGUACACGAUAACCUCGCCUCCUCCCCUUUCUCCUCCUCUCCUCACUCUCCUGUAAACUGUUGGAAUAGCCUUUGCCCAUUAAUUGCGACUUCGUUUUGAAUCUUUGUGCUCGUUUUAAAGAGUAAAAAACCUGAAGAGUACUUUGCUACCCCACCCCUCUCAAAAAUCGAUGACCCGAGUCUGUUCUGAACAAAUCGAUUUGCCCUCGCCAUCUCGCCAACGCCCUCCCUCGGUCGCCCGGUCGGCCGCCUAGGGUAAGACCACCACGAAACAAACCUCAAUCCUUCAUUCUACCCCAAAGGGCUUCACAUAACUUAUCUUUGGCUACGCUUCUUCUUGGCUAUCAAAUGCUGCACUCUUGACGCCGCAGCCUCGAGGCUACCUGCUGAAUCUCAACUCGAGCCCUGCAAUAUCUGGCUCUCCCUUCUCCGCACGGCACCAACACUCGGUUUCACUCGCUAUCAGCGAGAGCCAGUGCCCACGACACUGCAAUGUCGACGCCCUCAGCGACGACUGCUGUUCUACCUCACCCCGAUCUCCAUUUCGGCUACUCUCACCAUCAGAAUUACCAGCCAAAUUCCGCGUCCUUUCGAGCCAACAGCAACCUGGUGAAGGCCACCAGCCGUCGGGGUCCACCAUACAAGUUCCCUGCAUCAUCUGGCAAUCUCACCGCGCCCAGUCUGGACGUGGCCUCUCUGCAUCACGUAGAAGACACCAACAGGGCUCAUUUACACGAGGAAGACGAUCAGAGUCCGAUCAUGCCACAGGUGCAGACCGCCACCACACUCCAGACCCCCAAGAAGCGGCGGCGGUCUCGCGAGCCCGACUGGAGAAAUUUCUACAAGAAUGGCCUGCCCAAGGAAAUCAUCGUGAUCGAUGACUCCCCCCCUCCUCGCGCCUCCGCAUCGGUCGAGGCCGUGGCCAGCGGGCCCCGAACUGACGAUAAUGCCGGCGCCAAUGGAGCGGCUCUGAGGCACGCUGCCAAAAAACGGAAACGUGACGACAUGUACGAUCCGAUAUACCAUAUCAAGGCUGGGCCUUCACAGACGCGAAGCCCGCACUACAAGGGCUCGAAUGCGAGUUCGACCAUAUCUACCGAUCGCACGACGUCAGCGAUACACACUACGGCCGCGACGUCGCUGGGGUCGCAAUAUUCGAAUAAUGGCUCGAGAGGGUACCUGGUCGACGACACAACACAGCCGGGCCAGAAGAGGAAGAGGGUCGCGACCCGACAACAGCUGGCCAACGAGGCGAAGAGGAGAGAGAUUGAAAUUAAUGGCGAUGCUUUCACAAAUUAUAGGCCUCCGCCGAGGCCGCCGAUAAAGGCCCCCGAGGUCAAUGUCAAGGUUAUGCAAGAUAACUCGCAUACCAAGAACAGCAAAGUGGAUGACGAGGAUGGACAUUAUAUCGUGGUUCCCGAUACGGAUCUCACGGAGAGAUACGAAGUACAGAAACUCCUCGGCCAAGGCACAUUUGGCAAAGUCGUUCAGGCCCGGGACCGCAGGAGAGGCGGCUCUUUAGUUGCCAUUAAGAUUAUUCGAUCCGUCCAGAAAUAUCGAGACGCUUCCCGGAUAGAGCUGCGAGUAUUGUCGACUCUAAAAGCCAACGACACCGAGAACCGGAACAGGUGUAUACAUUUCCGUGACUGUUUUGACUACCGCGGACAUAUCUGUAUUGUCAUGGACCUGAUGGGACAGUCGGUAUUCGAUUUCCUGAAGGGAAACAGCUUUACGCCGUUUCCGAACAGUCAGAUCCAGAGCUUUGCUCGUCAGUUAUUUACAAGUGUUGCCUUUCUUCACGACCUAAAUCUGAUACACACGGAUCUAAAACCCGAAAAUAUCCUCCUCUGUGAGAAUGCAUAUCAGACCUUCACAUACAACCGCAAGAUCCCCUCCUCCUCGACGCAAAUCAACCGUCAAGCGGGACAACGGAAAGUAUUACUAGACACCGAAAUCCGACUCAUCGACUUCGGGUCCGCUACUUUCCAGGACGAGUACCACUCCUCGGUCGUCUCCACGCGGCAUUACCGCGCGCCGGAGAUUAUCCUAGGGCUGGGCUGGUCGUAUCCUUGUGAUAUCUGGAGUAUCGGGUGCAUACUUGUUGAGUUCUUCACGGGUGAUGCGCUGUUCCAGACGCAUGAUAAUUUGGAGCACUUGGCUAUGAUGGAGAGUGUGGUUGAUGCUAAGAUGGAUCCAUAUCUCAUCCAGCAGGUUAACAAGAUGAGCCAGCGGAGUAGUGGGGGGAAUGGGACUGCUGUUGCAAAAUAUUUCAAGCGCCUGAAACUCGACUACCCAACCGCAGAAACAACCCGAGCAUCAAAACGAUUUGUCAAAGCCAUGAAAAAGCUAGAGGACAUCAUCCCCCGCAACAACGACUUCUGUACACACUUCCUCGACCUCCUAAACCGCAUCUUCGUCUACGACCCCAACGACCGCAUCACCGCCAAGCAAGCCCUCCAACACCCCUGGUUCAAAGAAGUCGCCACCCCCGACGACGGCACGGAGGCGAUCAAGAUUAAACUCCAGCGCGAGAAGGAGCGGGAUGAAAGGCAUAGGGCGAAUGGGAUGGGGCCGCAUCACUAUCAAUGACCCCUGGCCCUUAGGUCGUGGGAUAGGAGUAAUAAAAAGGAAACAAUCAUUGUGUGUUAGGGGAAAUGGGGCACACAGAACGGUGCCCUGAAGAUAUGCGAUGAUCAACAAACCUCACAGCCGUACCACCGCCGUGCUGCUACCUCCCAUCUCUAAACGGUGCUGAACGGAUGAGCGGGCAGACGACGAUGGUGGGGGGGUGAGUUAUUUAAUGACUAUGGAAAGGCGGG